Lepus europaeus (European hare) is the source of this 930-nucleotide messenger RNA. Its product is annotated as serine protease 52-like. Gene Ontology annotation, molecular function: serine-type endopeptidase activity. NCBI's taxonomy places the organism in Eukaryota, Metazoa, Chordata, Mammalia, Lagomorpha, Leporidae. The record is from RefSeq and is a predicted model, not a curated record. Gene Ontology annotation, biological process: proteolysis. The transcript is spliced from 5 exons. Bases 1 to 930 code for a protein of 309 amino acids.
AUGACGACAUCAGCAUCCACCUCCCUCUCAGUCUCAGCUUCCACCUCACUCUCAGUCUCUAUCCCUGAAAAUGCCUCAGCUUUCACCUCCAUGCCUGCUUCUGUUCAGCCACACUUCAUCUCUCUGCCACAGCCUCAGACUUUGGCAGAUCGGAUUUCUGUACGAUAUGCAUUUCCUUGGCAGGCCAUGAUUGUUGGCUGUGGCCAUCAGAUCUGCAGUGGUUCCAUCAUUGGUAGCUCUUGGAUUCUCACUGCUGCUCACUGUGUCAGGAAUAUGAAUCCAAAAGACACUGCUGUUAUUCUGGGGCUGAGGCACCCUGAGGCACCACUGAGAAUUGUUCAGGUGUCUGCAAUUCUACUCCAUGAGAGAUUUCAGCUGGUGGGUGGGGCAGCAAGAAAUGACCUGGCAUUGCUGCUGCUGCAAGAGGCUCAGACUCCCAUCCAGUUCUUGGCACCUUUGGGUCAUUGGAAGAAUCUGAAUCACUCAGAAUGCUGGCUGUCUGGACCAUGGAUUCUUAAACCAGGAGAAACAGAUGAGAAUCCAGGGAUCUUACAGAUGCAGGUGAUGGAAACAUCUACCUGUGCCCAUCUCUACCCUGAAAUGGGCCAUUCUGUUGUUUGCUUUGUGAAUCAGGUCAGAAGUUCUGAUACAGACAUGGAUCCCAUGAGCCCAGGCAGUGCUCUGAUGUGCAGACCCAGAUCUGGCAAUGGUGAAUGGAGACAAAUUGGCGUCACCAGUCUCGAGACCCUGGCUACCAUCGUGAGCCCACACUUUUCCUGGAUCCUAUCCACGGCAGCCAAAGCAGGUCAUCCUCUCAACCAAGCCCUCAUACCAGGGAUGGAGAGCCCCAAGUCCUCCACGCUUCUGAAACAGCCAAACAUACUGCUUCUGACAUGGAUAAUGGUGACUGCAGCCCACAGUCUACUGUAA